Molecule: messenger RNA, 1113 nt
Organism: Habropoda laboriosa
Lineage: Eukaryota; Metazoa; Arthropoda; Insecta; Hymenoptera; Apidae
Product: probable trans-2-enoyl-CoA reductase, mitochondrial
Exons: 5
Coding region: 1-1113 (370 amino acids)
Biological process (GO): fatty acid metabolic process
Cellular component (GO): mitochondrion
Molecular function (GO): trans-2-enoyl-CoA reductase (NADPH) activity
Source: RefSeq, a predicted model, not a curated record
AUGGUUAUAUGCGUAAGGAAUUUUGUUUCACCACUAUCACGAUCGAUUAUAACAAAUUUUACAUCGGUUCGCCAAAUGAAUGCUGCAGUUAAAGCAGAUUCUGUAAAAUCCUUAUUAUACAAAGAAUAUGGAGAACCUGUAGAUGUAUUACAUGUUACAACACAAGCUAUUAAUCAACCAGAAAAUAAUCAGGUUUCUGUAAAAUGGUUGUUAGCACCGGUUAAUCCAGCAGACAUAAACACAAUACAAGGUAAAUAUCCAAGUAAACCACCUUUACCAGCUAUUCCAGGAAAUGAAGGAGUAGGUGAAAUAAUAGCUGUUGGAUCUAAUGUAAAAGAUUUAAAUAUCGGUGACAGAGUUGUACCAAAUGGUGCAAACUUAGGAACAUGGAGAACACAUGCAACUUACAAUUCAGAAGAACUUAUGAAGAUUCCAAAAGAUGUGGGUACCAUAGAAGCUAGUAUGUUAAAUGUAAAUCCAUGUACUGCAUAUAGAAUGCUUAAAGAUUUUGUAGCUUUGAAACCUGGAGAUACUGUAAUCCAAAAUGGUGGAAAUUCAGCAGUUGGACAAAUUGUUAUACAAUUAUGCAAAAUAUGGAAUUACAAGUCUGUCAGUGUUGUCAGAGAGAGGCCAAACAUACAAAAAUUAAAGGAUCAUUUGACAAACUUGGGUGCAGAUGAAAUCCUUACUGAAAAUGAAAUAAGGAAAACUCAAAUUUUUAAAAGUAAAAAGUUACCUUCACCAAAAUUAGCUCUUAAUUGUAUAUGUGGACAAAAUGCAUUAGAAGUUCUGAGACAUUUAGCACAUGGAGGUAUUAUGGUAACUUAUGGUGGUAUGUCUAGAGAGCCUUUGACAGUUCCAACUUCUGCACUUAUUUUUAAGGAUAUAACUUUAAAAGGAUUUUGGAUGACGGCAUGGACGAAAACAAAUAUAAAUUCGAAAGAACGUGAAAACAUGUUCAUUGAAUUAGGAACAUUGUUUAAAGACAAAAAAUUAAAAGCUCCUCCACAUAAGUUAGUUCCAUUCUGUCAAUAUCAGGAAGCUGUUGCAAAUGCACUUAGUACUGAUGGUCGAACUGGAGUGAAGUACAUUUUGGAUAUGACUAAAUCUUAG